Hibiscus syriacus is the source of this 2143-nucleotide messenger RNA. RefSeq names its product ankyrin repeat-containing protein At5g02620-like. The coding region runs from base 396 to 2030 and encodes 544 amino acids. Gene Ontology annotation, cellular component: plasma membrane. The transcript has 3 exons. The record is from RefSeq and is a predicted model, not a curated record. Lineage: Eukaryota; Viridiplantae; Streptophyta; Magnoliopsida; Malvales; Malvaceae. Gene Ontology annotation, molecular function: protein phosphatase 1 binding; protein phosphatase regulator activity.
UAGAAACAGAGAAGUUCAAUUGAAAAGGCUUGCUACUUAUGUAUGUGUUUUGCUUUUUGAUGUUGGAGUAGCUCUGUAUUUUUCAAACUCAGGUAAUUAUUAUAAUCUCCGUUUUGUGCAAUUGUGCUUCUUCAUUUUCAUUUUCUUUUUCUUUUAAAAAUGGAGGAUAAACAGACGAGCAAAAAAUUAUAAUUCAUGUUUUGGGUGCUUUUGGUUUUCACCGAAUGAAAUAUUGGCUGGUGUUUUAAGAAAGCUGAAGGUGGAUUUCUGUUGAAAACAUGGAAGAAAUGCAAAUUUUGAUCUGGGUUUUUGCUGGAAGAUGAAUAAAAGAAGGAUCUUCAAUUCGUGAUUGAAGUAGAAGUUAAGCAAAGAAGAAAUCUUGAUUUUGAUCGAAAAUGGAGACACCAGCAACCGAGCAGCCAAGGGUUAAAGCUCCUAGGAAAAAGAUGACCAAACAGUUAACCGGAAAACGGGAAGAUACACCCCUACAUUCUGCAGCAAGAGCUGGAAACCUUGCAGUGGUGAAAGAAAUCCUUGCCGGAGCAGGGGAGAAUGCACUGAAGGAGCUGAUAGCUAAACAAAACCAAUCCGGCGAAACUGCCCUUUAUGUUGCGUCCGAAUACGGUUAUGUCGAUUUGGUUAAGGAGAUGAUCAAGUAUUAUGAUCUUGUUCAUGCUGGGAUGAAGGCAAGAAAUGGGUUUGAUGCACUCCAUAUUGCUGCUAAACAAGGGGAUGUAGAUAUUUUGAAAAUGCUAUUAGUAGUCCAUCCGGAAUUGGCUAUGACGGUUGAUUUGUCGAACACCACGGCUUUGCACACGGCCGCGACUCAAGGCCAUAUCGAGAUCGUGAAGUUCUUAUUGGAGGCAGGUAGUAGCCUGGCUACAAUAGCAAGGAGCAAUGGCAAAACAGCUUUACAUUCUGCAGCGAGGAACGGUCGUUUGGAUGUCGUGAAGGCACUUUUGGAUACUGAACCCGGGAUUGCUCAAAGGACCGACAAGAAAGGACAGACCGCGCUUCACAUGGCGGUGAAGGGGCAGAAUCUUGUGGUGGUCGAGGUAUUGAUUAGCGUUAAUCCGUCGUUGAUGAUAAACAUGGUUGACACCAAGGGAAACACAUGCUUGCACAUAGCUACCAGGAAAGGAAGAGCUCAGAUUGUAAAGUUGCUACUUGGAUUUCAAGAAACAGAUACAACUGCUGUUAAUAAAAGUGGCGAAACCGCUUUCGACACCGCGGAGAAAACCGGGCACCUGGAGAUUGCAUCCAUGCUGCAACAGCACGGGGUUCAAAGUGCUCGAUCCAUCAAGCUGGCAGCGCCGAAUCCGGCACGAGAGUUAAAACAAACCGUGAGUGACAUAAAGCAUGAAGUGCAUUAUCAACUAGAACACACCCUCCAAACCCGAAAAGAAGUGCAUGGCAUAGCCAAAAGACUCAACAAAAUGCAUUACGAAGGUCUUAACAACGCAAUAAACUCCACCACUGUUGUCGCUGUCCUAAUUGCUACCGUUGCUUUCGCUGCCAUUUUCACCAUCCCUGGCCAAUAUGUCGACGACCCGAAUGACAUUCGGCCUGGUCAUUCACUCGGGGAAGCAAAUAUAGCACCGAAGCCUGCUUUUAUAAUCUUCUUCGUCUUCGAUUCCAUCGCCCUCUUCAUUUCUCUAGCUGUUGUGGUGGUUCAGACCUCGGUCGUAGUGAUUGAGAGCAAGGCAAAGAAGCAGAUGAUGACAAUUAUCAACAAGUUAAUGUGGUUGGCUUGUGCGCUUGUUUCGGUCGCAUUCUUAGCCUUAUCAUUUAUUGUGGUUGGCAAAGACCAAAGGUGGCUUGCAAUUGGAGUGACAGUUAUAGGAACUAGCAUAAUGGCCACUACUUUAGGCACUAUGUGUUAUUGGGUGAUUAGGCAUCGGAUCGAGGAUUCGAAAAUGAGAAGUAUACGAAGAUCAUCGCAGGCGAGCCGGUCACGAUCCUGGACUAUGUCUGUGAUGUCUGAUCCUGAGGUUCUAAACAAUGAAUUUAAGAAAAUGUACGCUAUUUAGCUAAGAUUCUUGCCUCAUCUUUUUUUGUAUUUCAAGGUGUCCGUAGUCUUUUUUUUUUCCCAUUCUCUGUAUUUAUGAAUGAGGUCUGAUGAAGGCUAUGGUUGAAUACAAUU